This is a messenger RNA of Aureococcus anophagefferens, 705 nucleotides long. RefSeq lists its product as hypothetical. The annotation marks the transcript as partial. The record is from RefSeq and is a predicted model, not a curated record. NCBI's taxonomy places the organism in Eukaryota, Pelagophyceae, Pelagomonadales, Pelagomonadaceae. The transcript is spliced from 2 exons.
UGGUCGUCGCCGCGCGCGUCGACGUUCGCCGUCCGCGGCGCGUCGUAUUUGGACGACCGCGUCAAGGUCUUCGCGUCCGAGCCGCCUUUGUUCGAGCUCGUCGCGGCGGACCUGCUGCUCCACGGCGACGGCGACGGCGCGCACCCGCCGCCGGGCGCCGACGCGGCCGGCGGCGCGCCCGCGCCGCGGCGCGGGCUCCACGUCGGCGGCGCGCCGCCGCCCUUCACCUUCGUCGUGACCCUCGUCGUGCCGGGGCCGCCGAGCUACACCUACGCCAUGUACUACGCGUGCCGCGACUCGACGAAGCUGCGGGACGGCUCCACGCCCCUCGGCCGCGUCGCCGAGCCCUUCUUCUUCGGCGACGACGACGCGUUCCGCGACGACCGCUUCAAGAUGACGCCGCGCGUCGUCGACGCGAACUGGGUCGUCCGCCGCGCCGUCGGCCAGAACCCCGUGCUCCUGGGCAAGAAGCUCAAGCAGCACUACUUCCGGGGGCCCGACUACCUCGAGCUCGACAUCGACAUCGCCUCCUCCGCCGUCGCCGCGUCCGUCGUCCGCCUCUGCGGCGGCUACGCCAAGGCCCUCGUCGUCGACAUCUCCUACGUCCUCGAGGCCAAGCACCUCCUCGAGCUCCCGGAGAGCGUCCUCGGCACGAUCCAGAUCGCCCACAUGGACGUCGACAAGGGCGUCCCGCUCCCGAGGUAG